GGCUCGUCCGACCACGUCCAACAACACCAAGAGCGCGAGCGCACAGUGGUGAAACACUGUGCGCGACAGUGCGUGCGUGCGUGCGCGUUCCGCCCGUGAUAUCAGCAAAAAUAUGCAAAAAUAUGAGAAGCUCGAGAAAAUAGGAGAAGGCACUUAUGGCACCGUGUUCAAAGCCAAGAAUCGCGAGACACAUGAAAUCGUUGCCUUGAAGCGGGUGCGACUGGACGAUGAUGAUGAAGGUGUACCGUCGUCAGCUCUGCGGGAGAUCUGUCUUCUGAAGGAGCUCAAGCAUAAGAAUAUUGUUCGUCUUUACGACGUGCUGCACAGCGACAAAAAGCUCACUUUGGUAUUCGAGCACUGUGAUCAAGAUCUCAAGAAGUACUUCGACAGUCUAAAUGGAGAGAUUGACUUGGACGUUGUUAAGUCAUUUCUAUACCAGUUAUUAAGAGGACUAGCAUUCUGCCAUAGCCGAAAUGUUUUACACAGAGACCUCAAACCACAGAACUUACUCAUCAACAAGAACGGGGAGCUGAAACUCGCCGAUUUCGGAUUAGCAAGAGCAUUUGGUAUCCCUGUAAAAUGUUAUUCCGCGGAAGUUGUCACACUGUGGUACCGUCCCCCGGAUGUUCUUUUCGGAGCAAAAUUAUACACAACGUCCAUUGACAUGUGGAGCGCCGGAUGCAUAUUUGCAGAAUUGGCAAAUGCUGGCAGACCGCUGUUUCCCGGAUCGGAUGUAGACGAUCAAUUGAAAAGAAUAUUCAAAAUGUUGGGCACACCGACUGAGGAGACUUGGCCAGACUUGACAACACUUCCCGAUUACAAACACUUCCCACAGUAUCAUCCCACGCAAGGAUUAGCACAAGUCACACCCAAACUUAAUGCAAAGGGAAAAGACUUACUCCAGAAAUUGUUAGUGUGUAACCCGGCUCAACGAAUAUCAGCUGAGGACGCGAUGGCGCAUUCAUACUUCAACGACUUGAACCCUGCCAUAAAAAACGAUCGAUGUCAAUAGCGAAUCAUUCCUUUUAGCGUAGAUCGACCGCGAAAAUGUAUUAUAACGGGUACUGACGCGCAGUGACCAAAGAGAAGGAAACAAAAAAA
Pseudomyrmex gracilis is the source of this 1101-nucleotide messenger RNA. It is a transcript of the gene Cdk5, whose product is annotated as cyclin-dependent-like kinase 5. The transcript has 7 exons. NCBI's taxonomy places the organism in Eukaryota, Metazoa, Arthropoda, Insecta, Hymenoptera, Formicidae. Gene Ontology annotation, cellular component: nucleus; cytoplasm. The coding region runs from base 113 to 1012 and encodes 299 amino acids. Gene Ontology annotation, molecular function: cyclin-dependent protein serine/threonine kinase activity; ATP binding. The record is from RefSeq and is a predicted model, not a curated record. Gene Ontology annotation, biological process: axonogenesis; synaptic vesicle transport; protein phosphorylation.